Molecule: messenger RNA, 3176 nt
Organism: Sphaerodactylus townsendi
Lineage: Eukaryota; Metazoa; Chordata; Lepidosauria; Squamata; Sphaerodactylidae
Gene: AGPAT1
Product: 1-acylglycerol-3-phosphate O-acyltransferase 1
Exons: 7
Coding region: 340-1146 (268 amino acids)
Biological process (GO): phosphatidic acid biosynthetic process
Cellular component (GO): membrane; endoplasmic reticulum
Molecular function (GO): 1-acylglycerol-3-phosphate O-acyltransferase activity
Source: RefSeq, a predicted model, not a curated record
ACGGGGUGGGGAGGGGGGCCGGCGAGGAGGGAGCCGCCUCUGCCAUUGGUGGUUGGAGCUGCCCAUUAGCUGCCCCCCCAGCUUCCUGCCUCUCCUCGCCCCCCCCCCGCCACCCUCCAGCCCCCCAGGAAGUGGCCCGCGCCGGUGGAAGCAUCUGCCGGCUCCAGCAUCCGAGCCCUGCCCCCUCCCGCCCUUUGCAGCGCAUCCCUGCAAGCGGCCAGCUCGGCAGCUGCACCAUCAUGGCCCGGCCCUGCGGGCGCGGGGGGUAGCCGGGCGGGGGCCUCCAGGCGCCCCUCCCCAGCCCUGCCCCCGGGAGGGGGCGCCGCGCAGCCAGGGACGAUGGAGAUCUCUCUAGGCCAGUGGCUACUUAUCCUGUUCCUAGUGGUUGUCCCGCUUCUGUACGAAUGGAGCGCCACCUUCAAGUAUUUCUGCAAGAUGGCCUUCUACAACAGCUACAUCCUCUUCCUGGCUGUCAUCGUCAUCCCGGUCUGUGCGCUUCGCGGACGCAACGUGGAAAACAUGAAAAUAAUCAGAUCCAUGCUGGUGCAUGUGAAAUACCUGUAUGGGAUCAAGAUUGAUGUGCGGGGGAUAGAGAACUUCAAUAUCAAGGAGCCUUAUGUGGUGGUAUCCAACCACCAGAGCUCGCUGGACUUACUAGGGAUGAUGGAGGUGCUUCCGGACCGGUGCGUGCCGAUUGCCAAGAAGGAGCUGAUGUACAUGGGCACAGUGGGCUUGGCCUGCUGGCUGGGGGGCAUCAUCUUCAUCAACCGCAAGAAGACCGACGACGCCAUUAGCGUCAUGUCCGAGGCCGCUCAAACGAUGCUGCGCGAGGAUGUUCGGGUCUGGGUGUUCCCAGAAGGCACCAGGAACCACAGCGGCUCCAUGCUGCCCUUCAAGCGGGGUGCCUUCCACUUGGCCGUACAAGCCCAGGUACCAGUCAUCCCAAUUGUGAUCUCCUCCUACCGAGAUUUCUACAGCAAGAAGGAAAGGCGCUUUGCUACAGGGCGCUGCACGGUCCAGGUCUUGCCUCCCAUGGCCACGCAGGGGCUGAGCGCUGACGAUGUGCCGGCCCUGACAGACCGGGUGCGCCAGGCCAUGCUCGUUGCCUUUGAGGGGCUCUCGGGGGAACUGGGUGCCCCGCAGUGACCCCCCCGUCCCCGACUCUCCAGCCCUAGAGAGUUCCAGGGUGGGGACUGGGAGCUGCUUUUGCCCGUGAGGAGCCGAGAAGGCGGGGCCGGAAUGGAAGAGGGGGGAGCUUAUUCCCAGCAACGGGACCAGGAAUGCGAGAGCCGUGCUACCGUCAAGCAUGGAGAGGACGGAUUGGCCGCUGUGUCUUGUCGGGGCGGGGCUUAACAUCGCCACGCCCACAAGGAGCUUGCCUAGGCAGAGUUGGUUCCAGCCGUGCUCGUUUCCACCUGCAGUUCUGGACCAGGAUGCUAGCCUAUUCUUCUCCCACCCCCCCUUUUGACCCCAGGUACAUGGUACAAUCCCUCCCUUUCGCUCCUUGUUUUGUUGCUGUGAAUCAUACUGCUCGGACCUCUUGGACUCAACCACUCCAGUCCCCACACGAGGAGGGGGGGGGAACUCUCCCACGAACUGGACCACAGGCACCGUAUAACACGAACCCCCCCUUUUAACUCUUAAUGGGAUGGAAGCAAGAGGGGGAGACUGUUCCAAGGAGUGUGAGGGAGGAGGGCUCUCUGGACAUGAACUGAGCCUCUCGGGACAUAAAAUGAAUCGAUGGUCCAGGACCGAUCCAUCCUAGCUUUUCGCGAAGGGAGCUUGAAGGAAUGGCUUCGUCAACUCUCGUCUGCUCCAUCCUCUCCCAGAGGGAUCCGUUUCCGACUCAGCCCAAGAAGGAAGCUGUGAACUCGAUCUGUCCUACUCUCCAGCGAGGGUGGGUCGGAUUUCCUUUUUUUGCCUCAAAAUGCCCUCCUUGGACUUGAACGAAGGCUCUGAUUGGGAAAAAAAAACACACCACCACGGCAAAGAUGGCUUCCCUCGUUGAUGGAGAACAGCGGGGUGGGAGAACGGGGUAUGCACUUGGCUCUGUACCUUCACCUGCGUGGGUGCGGGAGAGCAAGAAGGAGAUUUGCGUCUUGUGUGCGUGGGUGCGUGUUUGGGGAGGGGGCCGAGAUCAUGUGACUUGCUGCAGUUGAAUUUUGUUUGAGAGGUAAGUCUUGGGAUGUUCCACUUUGGGGGGGAGACAUGGGGGAGGGGCGUGAUGGAUCGUGCCAUGCAGGCAAGGGGGCAGGGGGAAGAAUACAACAUUGAUGCCUCCCGUCCCUUUCUCAGUGCUGAAAAAUCACCCUCCUUUCCCUCUUCCCUCCUCUCUCCUUAACCUGGGAUGAAUAAACACAACCCCCCAGCGGAAAUUUAUAGGAGGGAGGGAAGCCAUGCACUGGACUCUCUGAGGUGAGGAGGGUGGCCUUAAUCUCAGUUGAACUCAAGACGAAGUGGGUCUCUCUCAGGAGGGCAGGGAUUUUAAAGUAUUGGGAAGGCUCAAAGGGAACAGGAUUGAGAACAAUUGGAGCAAGCUGGGGUGGGGGGUCGGUCGGUCCUGAGGGGGUACAUAAUAGGCAGGAGUUAAAAAAACGGGAGGUACCGCAGACGUCUUUGUGCCAAGGCGCACCCCUUCUUGUGGGUGUGGAGAAAAGUGAAUAACAAGGCAGGGACCCCGGAAGCCAUGUAGGGGGAUGGGGUGGACCCAUGCUGGAGUUCCUCCAGAACAGUACAAGAAUCGGACAUCUGGGAAAACUGGGGGCAGGGAGAGGGGUGAGAGAUGGCUUUGCAAAUGGUGGUUACUGGCCCUGCCUACAUCUUUGGUGGGUAAGCUACUUGGAAGACAAGAAAAGCGAUAACGGUAGUUAUUCACUGAACAAUUAGUCGUUGGAGGUUUUGCCAAAUAUCCCCUGUUUGGGGAAAGGAACGGGCCUCUGCUCUUCUGCCUUUGGAGAAUCGUUUGUGGGUUCCCCAACCCCUGGAAUAUUUCUGCCCUCUCCCCAGCUGGAGACACUCUUGCUUGCCCUUCCACCAGCGAAGGGAGAUGCCUUGCCUUGGGAGAAAGGGGGAAACUGUUGUUGGAGGGGGCGGGAAACGACGAUCGAGGGUGGGGGGGGCAUCACCACGUCUUUGUUCCCAAGAUCUUCCUGCUUUUAAUAAAGACCCUCAAACAA